UUCAGAGCUAAGAAGUCAAUGAGAUGAGAUUGUUUCCCUCUAACUUAAAACGACUCAGAUUAGCAUGUAGUGGUAUUAUCUCGACUGUUUUACAUGGAAGUCCCAGAAGAAUGGCAUCCGUCGGGGAAUCUGAUCGCGGCAGUGGUCUACUUGGAAGAGGAGAAGGUGGUGGCGCCACCAGUUCCACCGCUCCUAGGCAGAGUUACUAUCACUGCUACAACUGCGACCGGACGGUGAAAAUCAUCGCUACUAAUCAACUAAUCUGUCCUAAUUGCAACGGCGGGGUUCUGGAAGAAUUGGGAAGUAUUCCUCCUCCACCUCCAUUACCUCUCAGGUCCACCAGCUAUUUUCAUCCCUUCUUCCCUCCCUUCCACACCGCCGGCUUUGAAUCCGACUCCGACGCGGAGUCAGAGCUCUCAUGCCCUCUACCUCCCCCGCCGCCGCCAUUCUUCGCCACCAGCACUGACCGCAGUUUCAGUUUCACCGACCUUCUCCCUCCUCCUCCGCCUCCGCCUCCGCUUCCGCCGCGGUCACUGUCAAAUCGGUCCACCGUCUCUAUAAUCUCUGGCCUCGAAAUUGAUUUUUCCGAGCCUCUUUCGCCAGACAGAGCUCACAAUUUCCCAACCCCACCGCCACCGCCGUUGCCGCCUAUUAUCUCCGACAGGAGAGUACAUCGACUUCCUCCUCCUCCUCCUCCACCCCCGCCGCCGCCGCCACCACUACCUCGACCACCACAAUCAGCAGCUCACCAUAUUUCCCACCGCCUCCCACCGCCACCUCCUGCGCCGGAACCACCCGUGUACAAUCGCACCACCGUCGCUAUGAUAUCCGGUCUCGAAAUUGAUUUCUCCGACCCUCUUCUUGCUGAGGGAGAUCAAUAUUUCUCAAACCCGCCACCGCCACCCCUUCUGUCUACCAUCAACCCGAGCUCCGCCACCACUAGGGGAAUCCACCUAUCAUAUCCUCUCCCACCACCGCCGCCGCCGCCGCAGGUGCAAUCCAUGAACAGCUGGGAUUAUUUUUUCCCUGCGAUGCCGGAGCCGCUCAUCCAGGCCACUCGUAUGCCUGCAAUUAGCGUGAUGGAAGUGGAGGACGAGGAUAGAACGGUGUCACUGGAUACAAAGAAGAUAACUGAAGAAAUGUUGUUGGGCUGGGAGUGUCGCUCUCAAUGCGCGGUUUGUAUAGACAACUUUGAGGUGAAUCAAGUAGUAACGCAAAUGCCUUGUAAGCACAUGUACCAUUCUGAUUGCAUAUUGCCUUGGUUGGCAUCUCACAACACUUGUCCAGUUUGUAGGUAUCGGUUAAACUAAGUAAAUAGUUGAGUAUUUAUACAAGAAAAUUUUCUAUCAAGCCCUUCCAACAAUCAUGGAUCUUUUGUACAAUAUCAGUUUUAGAGUUGGUUUUGUAAGUUCCUGAAAAAUAUCAUGUAUAAUAAUGCAGAAGAAAUUUCUUGGUGAUGGCUGAUUAGUUUUAUCUGUGCACUAGGAAAUAUUGAUGACUAUCGGGAUCUGAUCUAUCUUGGCUAACCAAGUUUGUAUA
This is a messenger RNA of Coffea eugenioides, 1539 nucleotides long. Its product is annotated as formin-like protein 3. Gene Ontology annotation, molecular function: ubiquitin protein ligase activity. Gene Ontology annotation, cellular component: cytoplasm. The coding region runs from base 24 to 1310 and encodes 428 amino acids. The transcript has a single exon. Gene Ontology annotation, biological process: protein ubiquitination. Lineage: Eukaryota; Viridiplantae; Streptophyta; Magnoliopsida; Gentianales; Rubiaceae. The record is from RefSeq and is a predicted model, not a curated record.